GUUCAAUGACGGGUUCAAUUCCUCAGUCCAGUACCUCUGUAAAAUGAGUUAUCAGGCUCCGCAGGUCAAUCAACACCCACAUCUAACGUGACCGCCUAGCUUUCGCGCUAGCACACCUAAAGCUCUCGUGCACCUCAAUCUUCAGUACACCUGCACUUACUGGUACCUGAAAUCUCCCGACUAUAUUAGAUCCCGUGAGAACACAUUAAGUACUCUCCAAGUCAAACUUCACAACCAUGUCUCACGAACACUCUCACGACCAUGCUCACUCGCAUGACCAUUCCCACUCCGCACCAGAUCACGGCCACACGCACGAGAUCCUCGAUGGACCGGGAAGCUACAUGGGUCGAGAGAUGCCCAUUAUUGAGGGAAGAGAUUGGUCUGAGCGAGCUUUUACUGUUGGUAUCGGAGGACCUGUGGGCUCGGGCAAGACAGCUCUCAUGCUAGCACUCUGCCUUGCCCUUCGAGAAAAGUACUCUAUCGCUGCCGUAACAAACGACAUCUUCACGCGCGAAGACGCCGAGUUCCUCACCAAGCAUAAAGCCCUCCCCGCUGAACGCAUCCGCGCCAUUGAGACAGGCGGCUGUCCCCACGCUGCCGUGCGCGAAGACAUCUCCGCCAACCUCGCUGCACUAGAAGACUUACACCGGGAAUUCACUUCAGAUAUCCUACUGAUCGAAUCAGGCGGUGAUAACCUCGCAGCUAACUACUCUCGUGAACUUGCGGACUACAUCAUCUACGUGAUUGAUGUUUCUGGCGGUGACAAGAUCCCGCGAAAGGGUGGGCCGGGAAUCACGCAGAGUGAUCUGUUGAUUGUUAAUAAGACUGAUUUGGCGGAGGCGGUGGGUGCUGAUUUGGAUGUUAUGGAUAGGGAUGCGAGGAAGAUGAGGGAGGGGGGGCCGACGGUCUUUGCGCAGGUUAAGAAGAAUGUUGGUGUUGAUCAUAUUAUUGGGCUGAUUGAGAGUGCGUGGAGAGGAAGCGGUGCGGAGGCUGUUAGUAAGUCGAGAGGUGGUCCUGUGGCUACUGCUGGACUGGAUAGCUUGAAGUGAGAAUGGCUUUAAUAUGGGAAGGUGGAGGGUUGGUUUCGAGAGUAUUGAGGGUCGGGGAACUUAAUUCAGCGGGGAGUAAGCUAUAGAAACAUUCUACAGUAUGUCACCCAGAUACUUAGUAUCAUAUCAUGACAGCUUUUAGGACUGUUGAAGUCGCCAAUUUCCUGUGGUUUCAAUACUUCAGAACAUGUCUGUACAAGCAGAAUGUAUCUACUACACAUAAACGUGCAUCUGGGCACUCUCAAAUUCAAAUUCUAUUUCGACCUGGUUUCUCACUUACUAGACCUGCCACAAAAGAGAGACUCUAGAAUUUCAGAUUUUAAGACUCGACUUUAUA
Messenger RNA from Cadophora gregata, 1386 nucleotides. RefSeq lists its product as uncharacterized. The record is from RefSeq and is a predicted model, not a curated record. The coding region runs from base 237 to 1049 and encodes 270 amino acids. The transcript has 2 exons. Gene Ontology annotation, molecular function: nickel cation binding; GTPase activity. Lineage: Eukaryota; Fungi; Ascomycota; Leotiomycetes; Helotiales; Ploettnerulaceae.